CAGGGAAAACCAAAACCUCUACUGUGUCUGGUGGCCUGGCAACAGUAAGGAAACAAUUUGAGAAAGGGAAGAUGACCUCUUCAAACAGGACCUUUGCUCAACAUCAGCACCAGCAGAAAUCUGCACAGGAAGCAUCUAGUAUCAAUCAGCCUAAAAUAUCAAACGGCACCAGGGAAGCUGAAUGCAAUGGAAUGAUCUCCAAAGAAAGUCUAGUGGAAGUGUUUCAAAAACAAGAGGUUUCUCUUGGGGAGCAAGGAACAUCUGAGACAAACAAGGCUUCUACAUUUACGCAGAGCACUGAUGAAACAGUAACCAAUGCAGUUAUGAAUGAGGACUUCCCCAAAAUUUCUACACAGAUUUUAAAACAGCAGUUUGAAAUGACAGCUCAGGAAAACACCGUUCCCUCUGACAGAGAGACUGCAACACCUGCAAAAAAUGUACAGGUUUGUGCUUUUCAUAAGAGGAAUCUUUAUGCUAAUGAGAAGUGUGGAAGUUGACACAGUAGUCCAUUAUACAGUUUGAAUUUUUAUUUUCACUAUAUAGUUGCAAUUAAAAAAGAGAACUGUAAAAGUGGUGGAAAUCUAUGGAGUAUAGGAGCCCCAGGCACACACAUUAAAGGACCUUUGACAUUCAACAAGUACUUCUACUACAUGACAAAUGCAACUGAAUGUAGAACUCAAUAAAAAC
Messenger RNA from Meleagris gallopavo (turkey), 687 nucleotides. The record is from RefSeq and is a predicted model, not a curated record. Lineage: Eukaryota; Metazoa; Chordata; Aves; Galliformes; Phasianidae.